Messenger RNA from Fusarium sp. VM40, 363 nucleotides. NCBI's taxonomy places the organism in Eukaryota, Fungi, Ascomycota, Sordariomycetes, Hypocreales, Nectriaceae. The record is from the annotation of a GenBank genome assembly.
AUGUCAAGCCAAGCCCCAAUUCACUACACAGUCGACCCCUCAGUCAAUCCAGCCACAUGGCCCGGUUCCGAUCCAACUGUUGCUACUAUGAUCUGGAAAGUCGAUGUCAUUUACAUCAAUAUCAACGGCGACCCUAACUUUCGUAUUCUUCGCACUGGUACGAACGAACAUGUUCAUCAGGCGAUAAUCCAGGCCACCAAGCAUAUUGCCCGAGGUGUUUAUACUAUUGUGAGCAUGAACGUCAGCGACUAUUCAUGUAUGGUGGUUAUGUCAACAGAGAAGACCAGAGAUGAGCUUAUGUUUAAAAAUGGGUUUCCUUGGGAUAGGAAUUGUGAUCCCCAGCUGGAUGUUGUAUUGAAGUGA